Messenger RNA from Gastrolobium bilobum, 1501 nucleotides. RefSeq names its product altered inheritance rate of mitochondria protein 25. Lineage: Eukaryota; Viridiplantae; Streptophyta; Magnoliopsida; Fabales; Fabaceae. Gene Ontology annotation, molecular function: phospholipid scramblase activity. The transcript has 11 exons. The coding region runs from base 111 to 1214 and encodes 367 amino acids. Gene Ontology annotation, biological process: plasma membrane phospholipid scrambling. Gene Ontology annotation, cellular component: plasma membrane. The record is from RefSeq and is a predicted model, not a curated record.
AAGCUGAAAUUUUUAGUGGCAGAGUCUAUUCGAUUCUGUGCUCGCUGAUUCAUCAAGCUGAAAUUUUUAGUUGUUGGGGUUGUACAGUUUGUGUGGUUGAAUCCUGAAACAUGAAUCGGUCAAAGGAUGUUUGGCGCUGCCUAUGUAAGAUCACCACCACCAAGCCCCAUGUUUAUGGGGUUCUUGAUUCUCAGGGAAAUGUUGUUGCCAACCACAACCCCAUCAUUGUAUCUCGGCGAUUCCGAAGCAGCAUUAACGAUGGGAAUGAAGUGGAUCAUCAAUUGACGAGGGAUUUCCUUGUUAAGCUUUGGGUUGCUGAUAGGAAAAUGAGAAACCCCAGAGGAAAGCAGCAAGGGAGGAAAUUGGUCAAAUACCGAGGUGAUGGUGACCCUAGAUGGUUUUCGGGUUCAUCUGCUGCAGAACAUGGUGGUGUUAUGAGAAAAGGUGAAAGGGUAUUGAAGCAACCACCUAUUAGUCAAUCUGUCUCUGAGUUUUUAGACCCAGAGUCUCCACAAGAGGCCAAGGUAGCAACUCUGCUUGCCAGGUCCAACUUGCUAAUUACCAGAGAUAUCGAGUGGGCAAAUCUUGCAUUUGGCUUUGAACAGGAAAAUCGUUAUGCCAUUGUAGAUGUGUGCUACCCCCAGUCGCCUGUAGGUUUUAUCCGUGAACAGAGCAAUGUCAUUACCAGACAGUUGCUUCGUUCAAGGCGGCCUUUUGUUGCAUCCAUAACUGAUGGUGUGGGGAACGAGCUCUUUAGGGUUCGCAGACCCUUUUGGUGGAUAACAAGCUCAAUUUAUGCUGAAAUUGAUGGUAAGGAAGUUGGAGUAGUUCACAGGCGGUGGCAUCUCUGGAGGAGAAUCUAUGAUUUGUACCUGGGGAAUAAGCAAUUUGCAGUGGUUGAGAAUCCUGGCUUAUGGAAUUGGACAUUCUCCUUGAAAGAUAUUAAUGGUGAGGUGGUUGCUCAAAUAGAUCGUGAUUGGAGGGGUUUUGGCUUUGAGAUUUUGACCGAUGCGGGUCAGUAUGUGAUUCGAUUUGGGAGUUCUGAUCCUGGCUCCAAGAUUGGCCUCGCUACUGCGAUUCAGGAGCUGGAAGUCGCUCGCUCAUUGACCCUCACAGAAAGAGCUGUAGCUGUAGCUCUUGCUAUAUCUCUAGAUAAUGACUAUUUCUCAAGACAUGGAGGCUGGGGGUUACCCUUGAUUGCCAUGGGCGAAUAAAUUUGAUUUGACAGACAGUGUCAUCUGGUUACCAUCUACUGGAAGCAUAAUCCCUGAAGCCAUUCUCUCUCAAGUAGUUUUUAAAUUGGAAGGUGUUCUAAGCUAACGCCAAGGUUGACUCCGCAUUGGGUGUUGGAAUAUUCUGACCCUUGUGAUGGGAUGAUGAGAUAAAAACUUAUUAAUUAUGAGCUGUUACCAUUUUCUAACAAAUCAAGUAUUCAAGCAAGUAAUUGAGUUCUGGAGUUGUAAAUGAAUAAAUUGUAAUUGGUGCUUUCAACUAUUCAAUG